ACAGAUUCCGUUGACAUUGCUGAGGAGGAGGAGGAGGGGAAGGACUGGCGUUACCAAACCUGAAGGUUCUAAUUGAAGGGAGCCGCGAUAAAGUGGCAGCCCGCUUCUGAGCUGUGUUGUCCGGACUGAGUGGAGUCAUGUAUCGGCGGCCGCUGCAGUCUGCCGUCAGAAACUACAUGAACGUGUCCGCCUCCAGAGCUAACUACAGAAAGGUGUUAAGUCAAGAAGCGUCUUUUGCUCGAGCUUUGGCAGCUUGCCACCUGGCCAGAGUCCCCUCCCCCUGUCUAACACCAUGUCGCUCACUGCACAUGAACACACAGCUCUACAGCGUGAAGGAGACGCCCCAGCACACAGAGGAAGAAGUCGGGGCCUUCACAAAGCUCAUUGAGGCCAUGGGCUUCACUGGACCUCUUAAAUACAACAAAUGGAAAAUCAAGAUUGCUGCCUUGCGGAUGUACACAUGCUGUGUAGAGAGAAUCAAUUAUGACGAGUUCUUUGAAAAAUGCUCCCUCCCUGACACACUCAACUCCUGGUUCUUGGUAGCCCAGUUGCACGUCUGGAUGUGUUUGGUUCGAAUGCGUCAGGAGGGCAGAGCAGGGAAGUACAUGUGCCGUUACAUUGUGCACUCCAUGUGGGAGGAUGUCGAGCAGAGGAGCAAGAUCUUGGGGAUUGAUGCCAUCCACAGAAAGGAAGCAACAAAAGCAAUGACAGAGACAUUCUAUGCAGCAAUUUUUGGAUAUGAUGAGGGAAUCCUGUCUGAUGACUGUGUCCUGGCUGCAGCUCUGUGGAGAAACUUGUUUAACCGUGACUGUGAAGACCCCAAACAGCUCGAGUUAAUGGUGGAGUACGUUCGCAAACAGAUGCAGUACAUCGAUGCUCUGGAUGGAGAGGACCUGCUGCUGACUGGAGAGGUGAAGUGGCGCCCUCUGGUGGAGGAGAAUGCUCAGAGCAUCCUGAAGGUGGUCACACCCACGUAUAACGACACGGGACUGUGAGGCGAAGAGACGGACUCCUGUUUCCUCUCAUCCAAAGUCCCCGUCCUUUGACCUCUUCUCUCCCCUCGCUCUCCUUUAUUCCUUUUUUUUUUUUUUUUUUCUUUUCCCCUCUUUCUUCCCCUUCGGUAAUGUACCCGCUCCCUUGUGUCAUGCUGUACUCUGUCAUAUAAGGAAGGAUUUUAAAUUUGACAGUCUGUUGCUGUCCUUUUCUCCAUCCUUUGUCUUUUUCUUCUCUCUCAUAUACCCAAACCCAGUUUUUCCUCCUCUGUUCUUCAGAGUUCUGUUUCUGGAGGUCCAGUAUAGUCAGGAUAGACAGUCAGGGAUCUUUAUCACACACAAAUCUUCUAUUAAAUCCAUAAAUUCAUGAAACAAGCCAGCCAAAAACCAGGAAAUGCCAUUUAUCAUCAUCCUAAAGUGUUUCCUGUCGGUUUUGAGAGCCUUCUUAAACUAUUGAAGCUUCUAUUGAGGGACGAACACACAAGAGAACAAGACACUGUAUUUAUAUUUUCUUGUUUUUUCCAGAAAUGCCACUCUGUAUUUGUAAAAUAUUUUGUAUAUCUCCAUGUUUACGCUCUUCUUCUGUCCUUCACUGUACGUUACAACAAGUUUUACUCUGAAUAAUGAAGUAAGGUGAAAUGAUGAACAAACGAAAGACUUAAGUCUAUCUUUGUAAGGGAAUUUUUCAGCUGUUUGUCUCUCUCUCUCUGUUUUUUUCCCAUGAUGCUCUCAGACCCGAACAGGAAGCUUGUACGUUGUCACUGCUUUAAAAAUAAAAAUAAGAUUUGUUUUUGUUUUUAAAAAGACAAUAAAAUGUUCUCUGGAUGUAAAAUAA
Messenger RNA from Cheilinus undulatus (humphead wrasse), 1827 nucleotides. It is a transcript of the gene uqcc1, whose product is annotated as ubiquinol-cytochrome-c reductase complex assembly factor 1. NCBI's taxonomy places the organism in Eukaryota, Metazoa, Chordata, Actinopteri, Labriformes, Labridae. The transcript is spliced from 9 exons. The coding region runs from base 138 to 995 and encodes 285 amino acids. Gene Ontology annotation, cellular component: mitochondrion. The record is from RefSeq and is a predicted model, not a curated record. Gene Ontology annotation, biological process: mitochondrial respiratory chain complex III assembly.